This is a messenger RNA of Solanum dulcamara, 801 nucleotides long. RefSeq lists its product as uncharacterized. Lineage: Eukaryota; Viridiplantae; Streptophyta; Magnoliopsida; Solanales; Solanaceae. The coding region runs from base 1 to 801 and encodes 266 amino acids. The record is from RefSeq and is a predicted model, not a curated record. The transcript has a single exon.
AUGGGGUUCCGGGAUCCUGAUCAUCCUACUCAUGUGUGCUUACUGAAGAAAUCUCUAUAUGGCCUCAAACAAGCUCCGCGAGCUUGGUAUAAGAGGUUUGCUGACUAUGUCUCCACUCUUGGGUUUUCUCAUAGUAUUUCUAAUCACUCUCUCUUCAUUUAUCGUCAAGGUACUCACAUGGCUUAUAUAUUAUUAUAUGUGGAUGACAUUAUUUUAGCUGCUUCUUCUGAUGAUCUUCGACAGUCCAUAAUUUCCCUUCUUAGCUCGGAAUUUGCUAUGAAGGACUUGGGCCCUUUGAGUUAUUUCUUGGGUAUUGCAGUUACUCCUCAUGCAGGUGGCCUAUUCUUAUCACAAAAGAAGUAUGCAUCAGAAAUCGUUGACAGAGCUGCCAUGUCAUCCUGUAGGCCAUCUCCUACUCCGGUUGAUACUAAACCGAAGCUGAGUGCUACUUCUCGCACAUCUUAUGCAGAUCCUACUCUCUAUCGGAGCCUUGCAGGGGCUCUUCAAUAUCUCACCUUCACACAGCCCGACAUCACAUAUGCGGUGCAACAAAUAUGUUUAUUCAUGCAUGACCCGAAAGAUGAACACAUGCUUGCUCUCAAGCGCAUUGUGCGCUAUAUUCAGGGUACCCUGGAUUAUGGUCUUCAUUUAUAUCCAUCCUUUACAUCCACUCUCAUUUCCUAUACAGAUGCGGAUUGGGGUGGAUGUCCGGAUACCCGCAGAUCGACAUCAGGAUAUUGUGUGUUUCUAGGUGAUAACUUGAUCUCGUGGUCCGCUAAACGGCAACCUACUUUGUCUUGA